CGUAUUGUCGGUGGAAAAUCGCAGUAGUCCGGGCGAAUGACGCCCGACGAUCCCGUUUCUCUGUCAUGGGGAGCCCCAUCUAGUUAAUCGUCCACAGCCAUCGCAGCACAUUGCCUGGAUAGCCCGAUCCACAUAAAACCUUUGUUCGUAGCAUCGCGACACACUGUCGGAGAAAAAUCCAAAAUUCCCAGCGCUCGUUUCGGUCAAACUUUAGUCAUAUUUUAAAAAUUUUCAAUUUUCUUUUCGAUAAUUGUUUGAAAUAAGAUCUUCUGCUUUUUGGAUGCUGGAGGCCAUGGCGUCGCAACAGCGCAAAAUGGCCAGGGAUCAACUGGUGGCCACCACCUCGGAGCAGGAGCGCCGCCAGCGGGCCGAGAUGCGUCGCAGCUACGGGAACAAGUUCUCCAGCAUAAAUCUUAACCGGAUGCGGCAGCGGCAGAAUGCUGCCAGUGUUACCAAUGCCACCACCGCCUCGGGGCUGGUUAGUAACAAGGAUGUUACUGUUUCCACAGCUACGCUUUCACAGACAGCGGGCACUCGGCUGCCCUACAAUGCGCCGGCAGCACAGGGCGCGGGGUCCAAGGAAGCACCGCUGCGCAGGAUUGCCUCCAGCUUCGCCCAUGUCCGGGAUCUGCACACGGGAAGUUGUGCCGCCCUGCCGCCGGAGGAUAGCGAAGAGGAUGCCCGUGAGGAGCGCGCCGAGGUGCUUAUUCGCAGUCAGAUCAUGCCAAUGGCUCCGAUUGACGCCACACCGCUCCUCUAUCCGAGUGCCAAGAGCCCCACGGGAACCGACGUCGAUCCCGAAGCAGUGCCCAAGCCAGCGCAGAUCAAGCUGCCCAAGAUCAUACCGGACCCCCUGCAGAUGGAGUCGCGGGCCACCGAACGCUGGCAGCAGCUGGGGAGCACGGUGUCGGCCCUGUUCCGCGCCCGGCGCUACAUCGACAGCCAGGAGACGCCGGUGGCUCAGACCAGGAGGCUGCGGGAGCAGCGGGAACUCCUGGAGGCCUUCACCCGGCCCUUUCUGUACGAGGCCUCCAAGCGGGAAUAGCGGUAGUGGCGAUCACCAUCAUCGCCCCCAUCAGAGCCCCACCAAUUGAAAUUCGCCAUCCGCCAUCCGCCAUCCGGGCCCAUUUGUUGUGAAAACAAAAUCGAAAUCAAAAUCAAAUUCAAAUUCAUUGGA
Drosophila ananassae is the source of this 1177-nucleotide messenger RNA. RefSeq lists its product as uncharacterized. The transcript has a single exon. Bases 281 to 1045 code for a protein of 254 amino acids. The record is from RefSeq and is a predicted model, not a curated record. Lineage: Eukaryota; Metazoa; Arthropoda; Insecta; Diptera; Drosophilidae.